This is a messenger RNA of Alnus glutinosa, 1812 nucleotides long. Its product is annotated as arogenate dehydratase 3-like. The record is from RefSeq and is a predicted model, not a curated record. Gene Ontology annotation, biological process: L-phenylalanine biosynthetic process. Lineage: Eukaryota; Viridiplantae; Streptophyta; Magnoliopsida; Fagales; Betulaceae. Gene Ontology annotation, cellular component: cytoplasm; chloroplast. The coding region runs from base 150 to 1457 and encodes 435 amino acids. The transcript has a single exon. Gene Ontology annotation, molecular function: arogenate dehydratase activity; prephenate dehydratase activity.
UUCUCAGCUUGACGUUUCUCAAUUACAGAGAACAACAAGCUACAUAAAUAUAUUCCACCUUCCACGUAUCUAAACCCAAUUCCCCCUCUUCUUUUUCCAAUUUUUUCUUUUCAAUUUAUUCCGGUGAAGUCCAAUCCCUCGGAAACAAUAUGCAGGCCAUUGCUCCGUCGGCGCCUAAUAGUCUCAAGUCCUUAACGGGGACGAUUCGUCCCACUCUAUCCCGACGCGGUCCCAGCCGACUUGUCGUCCAAAGCGUUUACCGAUCCGACUCCGUGAACUUCCCCAACGGCGUCGGAUUGAGCCGAUCCGACUGGCAGAGCUCUUGCGCUAUCCUCUCCAGCAAGGUCGUAUCCCAGGAGCAACCUACCGAGAAGCCCGGAGCCGCCGGGGGAGGAGGGGCGACCGGUGGUGCCGACCAUGUCGCUGCCGUCAACGGCCACAAGGCCAGCAUCGACCUUGAUCUGGUUCCGAUCAACACCGACAGCAACAACAAGCCGCCGUCGCAGCUGGCGCACAGGGCGCUCACCAUAACGGACCUGUCCCCGGCCCCGAUGCACGGGUCGGAGCUUCGCGUUGCUUACCAAGGCGUGCCCGGCGCUUACUCCGAAGCCGCCGCCGGCAAGGCCUAUCCGAACUGCGAAGCGAUUCCGUGCGACCAGUUCGAAGUUGCUUUCCAAGCCGUAGAGCUCUGGAUAGCCGAUCGAGCUGUGCUGCCGGUCGAGAACUCACUCGGCGGCUCGAUCCAUCGGAAUUACGAUCUCCUACUCAGGCAUCGCCUGCACAUCGUCGGCGAGGUCCAGCUUCCCGUCCAUCACUGCCUCCUCGCCCUCCCGGGAGUCCGAAAGGAGUAUUUGACCCGUGUCAUCUCGCAUCCGCAGGCCCUGGCACAGUGCGAGCUGACUCUUACCAAACUCGGCCUCAACGUGGCGCGCGAGGCAGUCGACGACACAGCCGGAGCCGCCGAGUUUGUUGCGGCCAACAACCUGCGCGACACUGCGGCAAUUGCGAGCGCACGUGCUGCCGAUUUGUACGGCAUGAAUAUCCUCGCCGACGGGAUACAGGAUGACUCGAGCAACGUGACACGAUUCGUGAUGCUUGCCCGAGAGCCGAUCAUCCCUCGCACGGACCGGCCGUUCAAGACGAGCAUUGUGUUCGCGCACGACAAGGGGACGUCCGUGCUGUUCAAGGUGCUCUCGGCGUUUGCUUUCAGGAACAUCAGCCUGACAAAGAUCGAGUCAAGGCCUCACAGAAACCGUCCGAUCAGGCUGGUAGACGACGCGAACGUGGGCACGGCCAAGCACUUCGAGUACAUGUUCUACGUUGAUUUCGAAGCGUCGAUGGCGGAGGUUCGGGCCCAGAAUGCGCUGGCGGAGGUGCAGGAGUUCACGUCGUUCUUGAGGGUACUGGGCAGUUAUCCCAUGGACAUGACGCCUUGGUGCCCCUCCGGAGGAGAUUAGCAACGCUGGCAGGCAUCGCCCUCUUUCACCAAACAACAAAAAUGAAUAUAAUAUUUUAUUUAAUGUCAGUAAAAAGAUGUGUUACUCUUACAAAAAUCCCGUUAAAUUGUUUUGGACAACCAAAGGGAUUUCAUUUUAUUUUUUCUUUUUUGUAUUCUCUGAGUGAUUAAUGGGCGGACUAGCAAAAGCAGGAAUUGUUGGUGGCUCCAUGUAUGUAUGUAUGCAUGUAGAUGAUGUGAUGAUGAUGAUGGUGCGUCACGAAAUUUGUGGUGGUUACGUGUUCAAUUGUCAUCCACCUAAUCACUUCUUUGUAAGGAAAUUUUUUUCAAAAAAUGAGAUGUUGUUAAAUUUGUCA